Molecule: messenger RNA, 1290 nt
Organism: Aplosporella prunicola CBS 121167
Lineage: Eukaryota; Fungi; Ascomycota; Dothideomycetes; Botryosphaeriales; Aplosporellaceae
Exons: 1
Coding region: 1-1290 (429 amino acids)
Source: RefSeq, a predicted model, not a curated record
AUGGCCGUCGCUCUCAACGCCGGUCUAAUCACGAUCCCGCCCGAUAGAGACGUCCUGCUGAUGACGAACGACUGCCUGAACUGCCAUACCGGCAGCUGCGACCUGCACGAUUACUUCAACUACGAGCUAGCAGCAAGCGUAGGCAGCAGGUACCGGCCUCAAUGCCACGCAAUUAACCUAGUCAAAGCCGUCUCGAUAUUGAGAAAGCUUCCGGCGGAGCUGCAAAUCAACGUGCUCGUGCUAAUGCAACCGCUUUCCUCAAUCAGCUUGAUGGACAGCUGCGCACCCUUCAACCACCUCUGGAAGGACCACAGAACCGUCAUCGAGAACAGGAUCCUCGAGACUCACUGCUCUGUGUGGAGGAUUUUCUUCCCCUACCGGACUGAUGGAAACGGAAGAAACAAGCAUCUUCGCGGCUUGAUGGACGCCGGCUUCUCGUUCUCGCAGUACUUCAUGUUCGUCGAGAAAAUCUCGUAUGCGACGGGCGUGAUCACUCACUACUUGAUGAGGACCUUCGACAUUGAUACGCGCACCCUGGAAGCCCUAUACGCGAAAAGCACCGGAGGCACAGUGGACAGGACGAGAGGCAUCUACAACUCCAUCUUCCACCUUUGGUGCUAUUUCAGCUACCUGCCCACCUGUCCUCUGGCCGAUCGCGAGCGGAGCAUUUGGGACUACAUCAUCAGUCUGCCACAGUAUCAACAGAAGGGCUUGCUCACCUUCCUCCACAUGCUCGGCAAGGCGUACAACAAUAAAUACCCGGUGAGCUACGACGGACGAUUUUCGGAGCGGCAAGUGAGAGAGCUACAGUUCUACGGGAUCGAAGAAAGCCUGGUUGCCUAUGCAGUCAUGGAGCACCUGCGCCAAGGCAUGCGCCUCGUGCGCUGCCAGGUGUUCGACUCGCGCCCGGUGGAUCUGGACUUUGCAUUCGGCGACCCCGCCACUUGGUGGUCGCGUCAACCCUUGCCUGCUGUGCGCGUUCCUCCGACCUGGAAAUUCAUCUCCCAGGACACCUACCUUGUCAGAUUCACUGGCUCAAGCACCGCUGGUAGCAUCGAUGUCUGGAUUCCUGUUAUGGACAUGCUGAAGGGAAUCACUAUGGCUAUCAAUACUCCCCAGGGUACUACAGUCGACAUGGCGGCGGUUCAGAACUACCUGACGGCUGGCUUGCAGUACAGGAUUCCCCGCUGGGACUAUUGGAACUUCUUCGAGUCGCGACCUGGUUACUACGGUAGUAGAAGGCUGUACCUUGAUCGACUGUUCGGUGAGGCUGAAUACGAGUCUACGUAG